Trichoplusia ni (cabbage looper) is the source of this 3218-nucleotide messenger RNA. RefSeq lists its product as uncharacterized. Bases 198 to 3110 code for a protein of 970 amino acids. The transcript has a single exon. The record is from RefSeq and is a predicted model, not a curated record. Lineage: Eukaryota; Metazoa; Arthropoda; Insecta; Lepidoptera; Noctuidae.
AUCAAUUUUUUCACCUGUCACCAAAACUGCCACCAAAGGAUGGCAUUAAUUAAAAUAACAUAAAAUUAUAUUUCUUGGCAUCUAUAACAAAAUUGAAAGUAAUGCAUUACAUUUGCAUGCAAAGUAACCAUCAAAAUGUAAUGCAUUAGGUAAAAACAUAAAAACAUCAUUUCGAAUAAUUGGAACGUAAAAAUAUUAUGCAUCCCGAAAAAUUGGGAUUUGAAGACUGCGACUUGAAUACUAUCUUCAAAGCUAUCGACAAAGAAACUCAAACCAUUAACAAACCCGUCAUAAAAGAUUCUGAACCUGCUUCGAGAUCGUACAAACUACCAUUACCGCGAGAGUUAGAACAGGCCGAAGAAGGAACAGUUAAGGUAUUUUCCUUUUGUAGGAUUAUCCAGGAUCCUGAAUGUCCUACGUCAAUUACUAUCGUAAGGGAAUCUGUAACUGAAGAGAGUCAUUCCCACACAGAUGCCGACGCCACUUCAAACAGAUACAGGUAUUGCAAAGAAGUUAUCAAACCUUAUUUGAAAGAAUAUCCUCCAGACUGUCCUGAUUCUGACGAGCUUCUCUUACGAGAUGCUAUUAUAGCAGCCAACGAAGAAUUUCCGGAAUGUCCUCCAUGCAUAGAAAUUGAAACUGAAGACGAAACCUGCGACUUAAAGCCCGAUACAAAAACAGAUACAAAAAAGUACAUUCCAACAAAGGCCAGCAAAGGCAGCAAAGUCAGCCAAGGCAGCAAAGUCAGCCAAGGCAGUAAAGUCAGCCAAGGGAGCAAAGCCAGCCAAGGCAGCAAAGUCAGCCAAGGCAGCAAAGGCAGCCAAGUCAGCAAAGGCAGCCAAGGUAGCAAAGGCAGCCAAGGAAGCAAAGUCAGCCAAGGAAGCAAAGGCAAGGAAAGUACCUGUAGCAAGAGCAAGAGUACGUGUAGCAAAAGCAAGGAAAGCACGUGUAGCAAGAGCAAGAGUACAUGUAGCAAAAGCAAAGACAGUACAUGCAGUAAAAGCAGUAAAGACAAAGCCAGCACAUGCAGUAAAAGUAGCAAAACUUGCAAAGGCGACAAAGGAGGCAAAUCAGACGGCGAAAGUCUCAAAAGCAAAUGUAGCAAAACCUGUAAAGGGAGCAAAGGCAGCAAAGAUAGCAUUAGUAGCGAAGGCAAGCGAGAUAGUAGAGGCGUCGCAUCUAAAAAGACAAGUGGUUCACGUUCUAAGAAGGCGGAAGAUUUUGAACGACAAGUACUCGUACUUUGUCCAGAUAAUCCAGAACCAACAAUUUGCAUACAAAUAACUGAUCCAGAUCUUUGUCCACCGGAUGGUAAUCAAGACGUACAGUGUGAUACGGUAAAGUCUGUUUGUAAGAAAGAAGAAGAGUGUGGUACGUUCACCCCUGAAUGUAUUGAAGAAAUACUCAAGAAACAUUGCGCCAAAAGGAAAGAAGAGUGUGCGGCAGACGAAGAUAAUAAAUCAAAAAAAGGGAGUCGGGGAUCAAAGGACGAUAAAAGUUAUAAUUCUAAAGGAGGCAGAGAUUGGGGUUCAAGGGAAGACAGAGAUAGUCAACCAAAGCGUUCACAUUCAAAGACAUCUCAAAAGGGAAGGCGUGAAGAAAUACAGGUGAGCCGAGAACAUCCAGAGUGCCUAGACGCUCCAAGGAAACGAGUUUGCGAAAUAAAAUCUGAUAAAAAAUUGUGUCCUUUUGGCCCACACGAUAACAAGCCAAGUUCGGUUUUACCAGCAAAGCUAGAUCAUUUUUCAAAGAACGACGACGACUUUUGUCCAGAAGACCUAGAUCACCAAGACUUUAGUUUGCACGAAGAGGACGAUACUGACUGUUCAGACAAAAAGGAUACUACUAGGGGGCCAACAAAAAGUAAUAGAUCAGUCAUUCCACCACCACCACCAACGAAAGAAGAAAUCAAACAAAGAAAAUCACAGAAAAGUUUCUGGCCACCAGGUGUUCAGCAAAAUAGAACAAACUCUUCGCCGCCUACAAAUAAAAAGGAUUGCCUUGCGAGGUUAUUGGACACGAUAGAUAGACAGAAGUCGGACGCAGAAACUUCCACAGGGAGAUCAAAUAAAUAUAAUAGAAGAAGUAUGGAUGACACAGGACCCAAUAAAAAGUGUGUACCAGUACCAAAAUCACCUCCACCGGUUAUAAGCAUACCGGUAGAAAAAUGUGGUAAUGACUCGAAUUGUGAGAAAAAAAACAGUUCUCAGAAAAGCCAUCGUAGGCGAUCAAAUCAUGAUAAUGAAAAUACCUCGUCAUCAGGAGCAGACGCGGGAGAAUGCGACGCACCAGGUCCUGGAGAUCCCGAUUCCGGCGGUCCCAACUCUGGGGGUCGCCAGCCUGGAAAUCGUAACUAUGGAGGUCGCAACCCUGGAAACCGCAGCUCUGGAAAUCGCACCUCUGGAGGUUCAUCAAUGGCAUCCGGGCCGAUGGAGGGAAAGACAGUGAAAACAGCCAUGGAUGCGCAUAAUGAAACGUUGGCUACCCUCAAAUGUGCAAUGGAAGACUUUAUGUGUAAAGUGUUCAGGUCAACGCAAGAGGCCGUAUCAAUGAUAACUGCUGAAGGUGCGAAACAAAUUGAAAAGUUAAGAAAAUCUGCAUCGACUACAAGUACAGAUUGCCCUCCUCCUAAGGAAGUAAAUAAUAGCAGUAGCAGGGAAAAACUGAGAAGAUUCAGUCUUGUGAACGUAGACGGAAUUGUGAAUGAUCCUCCUAAUAAGGAUUGCAUUGACACUAAUGCUCCAGAACCAGGCCAGACCCCGAGUCCCACUCAAUUGUUCAACAAGUUACUUACCAAAGUGGACUCUACAUUAUCGAUGCUCAGUGAUUCAUUAAGUAUAGGCGUACCUGUCAUGAAACCGCCCGAUUUCAACGAUUGUAGCUCGAAGUACGAUGUUCCGGUCGUUGUUCCACCAAACAUGCCAAGAGACGUAGAGAAUUUAAUACAAAAUCCAGGACCUUCCAAUAUGUUUACAACGAUAACAACAAAAUUAUGGUCGAUGCUUUACGAAGACGAGAAAACAGAAAAGGAAAUGUCUACAACAUCGAGCACAAACUCUGCAGCCACCAAAGAAAGUGACGAAAACCUCAUAAAUAAGCUAAUUGAUUAAAUUAACUGUCGAAAACCAAAAGCUUAUCAAUUUCGGCUUGAACACUUUCUAAGUACGAGUUUGUUCACUACUGGCCGGAUUUAUUCAGCCAUAAAUUCCAGUGUUUAA